CACCGGCAUCCGCGGCGAGACUGACGCUAUCUAUAGAUCGUCAACUGGCUGCCCUUCACUCAGAAAUACACCAUCAGCUGCCUCUGCGAGUCCUGGGCUCGCCGCGAUGAUCCUCACCCAAUGCCCAUGCUGUGCUGCCCCUUUGCCGCCCACCUCAGCCAAACAAUGCAGCCGCUGCAAGACGCGCUACUGCGGAGUGGCCUGCCAGAAAAAGCACUGGGAAGAGGGCGGCCACGACAAGCUCUGUAGAAAGAUAAGGAAAGGCGGCGGAGCUGAGCAAUACAACGCAAAUAAGAAGUACACGGAGGCUGUAGCUGUCGCGGCGGAGGAGUGCGCCGAGGACACGAAAGGCCAGACGUGCUACAUCUGCACGCAGGCCCUCCACUGGAAAACAAAGGAGGGCCUCGUGCGCGGGUGCUCGUGCCGCGGAACGGCGGGCUAUGCGCACGUGUCGUGCUUGGCGGAGCAGGCGAAGAUCUUGGUUGCGGAGGCCGAAGAGAACAACUUGGACCUGAAGGUGAAGCGGGCGAGGUGGGCGCGAUGGAGCGCGUGUAGUCUGUGCGAGCAACGGUACCACGGCGCCGUGGCGUGCGCACUCGGGUGGGCGUGCUGGAACACGUAUGCGGGGCGACCCGAGUCGGACACUCCUCGACAACUGGCGAUGAACCUGCUUGGGGUCGGUUUAUACCAAGCACAACACUUGGAGGAGGCGUUAUCCGUGAGGGAGGCCGCGUUGUCUAUGGCGCGGCGGCUUGGUGGACCAGCAGAGCACAUACUUACCUUGCAAGGCAAUCUUGCGAAUUUAUAUGGUCAACUCGGACAAAAAGAACAGGCCCUGCGCCUGCGACGAGACGUAUAUGCUGGAACUCUGAGGCUCCAUGGCGAGGAAAAGGAACAUACCCUCAUAGAAGCCAAUAACUACGCAAUGAACCUUCUUGACCUACGGCGCUUCGAAGAAGUCAAGCUGUUCCUGCGCAAAAUGCUACCCGUGGCGCAACGCGUUCUCACAGAUAGCCAUUUGAUCACGCUUAAAAUGAGGUGUUGUUUGGCGAUGGCGCUCCACGACGACCCCAGCGCCACGCUCGACAAUUUCCGCGAGGCCGUGACGACGCUCGAGGACGUGGGACGGAUUGCGCGGCGCGUGCUCGGCGCCAAGCACCCGUUCGUAGGAUUGACUGAGCUACGCCUGCGGAACGCGCGAGCAACGGCCCGCGCCCGCGAACUCAACGUCAGCUCCCUCGCAGACGAGCUGGAGGCCAUGACGCCGACGUAAAAUACCAC
Pelagomonas calceolata is the source of this 1281-nucleotide messenger RNA. NCBI's taxonomy places the organism in Eukaryota, Pelagophyceae, Pelagomonadales, Pelagomonadaceae. The record is from the annotation of a GenBank genome assembly.